ACGUAGCCCGUACUGGUCACGUGACUAUCACGGAAGUCAACAAAGUAUGCGGAACGAAACAUUUUACUGAAGGUUUUUACGGUUUUAUUUUAGUUUUUAACACUUCUGGGAUGUUUUAGAAACAGAAACGAGCCGUCAUGUUAGCGGAAUAUAAUCUUUGUAGCGUUUUAAGGUGAAAUGUUUUGUUUAUUCCUCUAAUAAUGGAGGAAAACGAGGGGAUUCUGUCCAGCAUUAACGUCAUCCUGGUGAUGGCUUACGGCACUUUGGUGUUUGUUUUACUCUUCAUCUUCGUGAAAAGACAAGUCAUGCGUGUUGCCAUGAAGGCCAGGAGAGGACAGCACGUGUCUGCUGGACACCACGCUCCGAAGGAACUGAGACAAGUGAUCGAAGCCAAACUGAACCAAGUUCAGAAAAUCCACUUUGAGCCUCGUCUGCUGGGUCCAGAUGAUCCCCGGCUGCAGCUGAGAGACCACUGUGGCUCCACUGACUACCUGUACAGGAUGAAAGCACUGGACGCCAUCAGAGACACUGACUUUCCUUUUGGUGAACUGGGCGGGGCAUCCACGGCUGUGACCGGGAAACGCUUUCGGACCUGGCUGCUGCAGCUUCGGAACUCGCACUGCGCGCUGGGAGAUGGUCUGAGGUCCGUCGUGGACACGGUGCUGGACGGCUACAGCAGAGCUCGUCACGGUGCCGAGGCGUUUGGAGAAGCAGAUUAUGUGAAGUACCAGGACGCUCUCAGCCAGCUGGCCUCCAUGGUGAAGUGUCGAAGCAGCUCUCUGAGCCAACACCACCAGUCCGCGGCCCGGGACCUGACCAACACCGUGGAGCCCGCCGGCACCUCCUCCUCCUCCUCCUCCACCUCCAUGACCUCGUCUCUGCAGCAGCGCAGCAAGAAGCCGCGACACUUCCUGGAGCUGAAGAGCUUCAAGGACCACUACAACAGUCUGGACAGCACUCUGUGAGCAUGCUGCAGCUGUCUGCCUACACCUGGUGCCUCACAGUAUUAAACACUGCCCACCUGUACUAAUGCAUAUCAAACUGCUUUAUACUGCAGAGUGUUUUCUGCACUCAUCCUGUGUUGUUGCAUGUCCAAGUGCAAACCAGGUUGUGUUGAUUUGACCAAAACACAAACAGCUUUAGAGGCUAUGCAAAGACGUUAGAGACAAUCAGUAUUUAUUGCACGAAGUCCAGGCCUAUGCACACAUUACUAAUUAACAAACCUGUUUAAACAGCAAAAGCAUUUAUAGCAGUACUGUUUGUGUAUUUUUAAAUCUUUUUGUUACAGAAGCCAAACUUGUUUUGAAAAGCUGUGAUGAUGAAGUGCCUCAGUUUCAGCUCACUGCCCUGAAUAACUUCAGUUCUUUAGUGUUGAAGCUUUCCUAAGAGGCUUUUUAAGACCUGUUUGUUUUUAAAGUGCUUAUUGAACAAGUUGCCAUCCAGAUAAUCGCUGCCUUACAGACUUUAACUGUUCCUCUGCACAGUAAAAUGAGCAUGAUGAAAAAAAGCUUUGUGUUUUUUUAUUCCUCAGGUUAAACGGUGCUUACUUCAAGUGUCAAAGGUUGAACCAUAAAAUACAAGUUUUACCUGUCUGCUGUGGGUUUAAACAGAAAACCUUUGGUCAGGUGUGUUUAUGAUGGCGUCAAGCCUUCCUCCAUGACUGCACAUCUAGUUCUCCAGCUCCAAAAUAAUUAAAGAUGGAUAAAAUUAGAAAUAUUGGUACUGUUUUUGUCCCACUAAAGCCCCAAACCUUUUAGCUCUGAUCACACAGAAUAAAUGAAGAGACUUGUUACAAACCAG
Messenger RNA from Austrofundulus limnaeus, 1800 nucleotides. It is a transcript of the gene ltap1, whose product is annotated as lipid transport auxiliary protein 1. Gene Ontology annotation, biological process: phagocytosis. The transcript is spliced from 7 exons. NCBI's taxonomy places the organism in Eukaryota, Metazoa, Chordata, Actinopteri, Cyprinodontiformes, Rivulidae. The record is from RefSeq and is a predicted model, not a curated record. The coding region runs from base 201 to 965 and encodes 254 amino acids.